This is a messenger RNA of Exophiala bonariae, 1569 nucleotides long. RefSeq lists its product as uncharacterized. The transcript has a single exon. The record is from RefSeq and is a predicted model, not a curated record. Lineage: Eukaryota; Fungi; Ascomycota; Eurotiomycetes; Chaetothyriales; Herpotrichiellaceae. Gene Ontology annotation, biological process: mitochondrial translation; histidyl-tRNA aminoacylation. Gene Ontology annotation, molecular function: histidine-tRNA ligase activity; RNA binding. Gene Ontology annotation, cellular component: mitochondrion; cytoplasm; cytosol. The coding region runs from base 1 to 1569 and encodes 522 amino acids.
AUGGCCCCGAAAGACAAAGAGAAGCGGGGCAAAGACACACUGAAAAACCCAAAGGGCACGAGAGACUGGUCCGAUCAGGACUCCACCCUCCUCAAUGAUAUAUUCCACCAGAUACGAACCGUCCUCAGUCGCUACAGCACGCAGCUAGAUACCCCCGUCUUCGAACUCGCCGAUGUGCUAAAAGGAAAAUACGGCGAGGACUCCAAGUUGAUCUACGACCUUGCAGACCAAGGCGGUGAACUGUUAUCCCUGCGCUAUGACUUGACGGUCCCCUUCGCCAGGUGGCUGGCCAUGCACCCAGAAGUGAGAGAAUACAAGCGCUUCGCGAUCGGCAAGGUAUAUCGGAGAGAUCAACCUGCCAUCGCCAAGGGUCGCAUGCGAGAGUUCUACCAGUGCGACGUGGACUUUGCGGGAUCGGGGGCGUCUACGAUGUGGGACUCGAAGAUUGUGGCUAUCGUGGUCGAAGUCUUCGAGGCUUUGGAGUGGCAGGGUCACUAUACUAUCAAGCUCAAUCACCGAAAAAUCCUGGAUGGUAUCUUUGAGGUUUGCGGUGUUCCUGAGGACAAGAUUCGAGCCAUAUCGAGCGCAGUCGAUAAGCUGGACAAAUCGCCGUGGGAAAAGGUACGCACGGAAAUGGUGGAGACAAAAGGACUUGACGAGGCCGUGGCAGACAAAAUAAGAACAUAUGUCGUACAAAGAGGAGAGAAAUGGCAGGGAAGCAAAGAGCUACUCGAGUCGCUAAAGAAGGACGAAGCCUUGCAGGCUAAUGCCAAGGCAAAGCAGGGCAUCGACGAAAUGGAAGUUAUACUACGCAUCCUUGAAGUAUUGGGGGCACAUCGCGAUAUCUCGUUCGAUCUCUGCCUUGCACGUGGCCUCGAUUACUACACUGGAAUUAUCUACGAGGUAGUCACUGAAGGGUCGGCGCCCGCGACUGUCAACGGUGGCGAUGCUCAGCAGGUACAAGCAGAAGGCAAAAGUAAGAAAAAGAAGAAAGAGCUGACCGAAGACGAUGACCGCUCUGAUGAUCCGUCAGUCGGUGUGGGAUCGGUUGCUGCUGGUGGGCGAUACGACAAUCUAGUCGAACGAUUUCUACCUGGUUCCGAUAUGCAAUGCGUUGGUGUGAGCUUUGGUGUAGAUCGCAUCUUCAGCAUCACCAAAGCUCGAUUAGCGCAAGGCAAGAAAUUCAGCUACGUCUCAUCAACCGCCACCGAUGUGUACAUCAUGGCCUUUGGAGGGAAAGAAUUCAGUGGCCUGAGUGCCGAACGAUUAUUGAUUGAACAGAUGCUGGCGCGAGCUGGCCUAAAGGUCGAAUACUCUGCGAAGGACAAGCCUAAGCCACAGCUACAAUUCAAAAAUUCAGAGAAAUGUGGAGCCAAAUAUGCUGUGAUUCUUGGUGAGGAUGAGCAAGCUCGAGGAGAAGUGAGGGUCAAGGAACUAGGUCUUCCAGAUGGCCAUCCGGAGAAGGAAGGCGUGUUGGUCAAACUGGAAAAUCUAGUCUCCGAGGUGACAGCACGGAUGAAGGGCUUGGAAGUGACGGAGAAGGUCAAAGACUUGGAAGUCGCCAAGUGA